CUGGACAAGCUUAUCAUUUCCGACAACUUUCCAGUUGUGCGUGCGAGCGAGCACGGGCAACCGGCCGAUAUGCCGCUCAGCUAAGGGAAUUGUUCCAUCGUAGGUAUGGCCUCGCGAACAGGAUCUGAGCAGGGAAGGCCUUGUGCGCGGCAAAAAAUAAAUAAAAAUAACUUGAGACGGGACGCGAAUAAGACGAGUCGAAACACGAACGACAUGCCUGGGAAAGCAGCGGCUCAGCUGAGCCUUUGCAUCAAUCUUGGGAGCUGCCUCUGGGUCGCUCGAUAGGCGACUUGCCCCAACGCGCCAACUUAUCUCCGGCCACCCCUCGAGGAAAGCCGUCCACCCCGGCAGGAUUGGCCCCGUCACAUCCUGCCCCAACACGGAGUACGUUUACAAUACAUGCAGCAUGCUUCUGCUCUCCGGUCAAGGCAAAUUCUACGGCCGGCAGGCAAUAGCUGCCGCUGCAGUCGACAGGGGCUGGAAAGCCACCGCCAAUACCCCGAGCCUGGGCUUGUCUCUGGGCCGACCUGCCGAUGCUCCUGCCAACACGACAGUCGAGGGGCCCCCCAGGGGGGGUUUGUUUCAGCCGUGGCGUAUUUUUCUCAUCUUCGCAGAUGCGGCCCUCCCGCUCCAGACCAAUCACGGCCGGUGGCGCCGGGUGAUGAUUUGCGCCUUGAUCCCGGGCGGGUCGACAACGCCCAUCUUCAUCUGCGUCGUCAACGCCAACGCCAAUGCCCACGCCAACAGCGCGCGCCCGCUGUGGCGGGGACCCUCCGUGCCUCGAAGAGGCAGCUAGUCCAUUCAGCGGGCGGCGAGCACUUAAUGCCCUGCACCUCUGUCUCCU
Molecule: messenger RNA, 844 nt
Organism: Gaeumannomyces tritici R3-111a-1
Lineage: Eukaryota; Fungi; Ascomycota; Sordariomycetes; Magnaporthales; Magnaporthaceae
Exons: 2
Coding region: 407-796 (129 amino acids)
Source: RefSeq, a predicted model, not a curated record